UUAUUCCGUAUGUAGUCUAUAGUGUAAUCUCUAGAAGGUCUUAUAUUUAAGAACGGAGGGAGUAUAAGAGUAUUUAGAUCAUUACUUUAAUAAUCUAAACGUCGUUGUAUUUCUUCACCGAAGGAGAGCGUUUUGGGAGGGCCCUUGACUGCAGUGGACUACUCCGGAUUGACUUUUGGAACGGUUGGGUCCAUGGAGCUGUUCCGCGUGGUUACCAAAGGUUGUUAACACCAGGCAGAAGGUCGCCGGCCGGGCUCGGGACACUUCGGUGUCAAGGACUGCAGAAGCUCUUGUCUGCCUGAGCCUUGGCAAUUGUCAAGGAUGGAGAGGAUGUCACGGCUGCCACUUUGGACGCGCUCUUGGAGCGGUUCAAAAACUAGUUGCCCCCGGAGAAGAUUUGGGCCAUAAGGGAGUUUUGCAUGCUUGAUGAUGGGAUUGCGACUGGCGUGCUCUCAUUGCUCAUGAAGGGGCUGAUGCUCUGGACCUCGAGACGGCGGACGUUGGAGAUGCUGUGCUGCAGGCAAACACCUAGUUUGGUUGCAAGUUCCUGGGCUAUUUAGAGCAUGUUUGGAACUGCUCUGCUCUUUAAAAUUCAGCUUUGCUUCAGAAAAGACAAGUCAAACGGGGUAGCUUCAUGAUAUGCUGCUCCGCGAAAAAACUAAAAUCUAAGGUACAGUUUCAGAGUUUUUAUGAACCUCUUAAGAGGAUGUUUCAAAAAACUCUAGAAGCUGGAGUUGAGGAGAAAUUACUCAUCACUGCCACCAGUAAGUGGAUACCCCUUCAUUUCUUUUUUCUCAAACAAUCAAAUAGAUUCUUUUCAUCAAAUUUUCUAUUCUUGAAGCUGGAGCUAAACGGAAGCCAAACAUUCUCUUGAUAGUGCUAUAGCUUCUAUAUGGAACUCCUCCAAAAUGAAUUUGAUGAAGUGAAGCUGAUUUUGAUGAAUUGAAGCAGUCCCUUAGUUUCUAAAUGUUAGAAGAGACAAAUACACUCAUGGUCACUAUAGUUGAGAAGAAAAAGUACAAUACGGUCACCGAACUUAGCAAUACGCUCAAUACGGUCAUCGAAUACGAUUUAACAUGAAAAUACGGUCACUGUAGCACGUACAUGGUGGGUUUGACCAACUCUUGACCGCCAUGUAGUUCGUCUUGAUUCGAUCAAUCUUGCAUGGUGGGGUUUUCUGAAAAAAAUCCAAAAUCCCUCAUUCUCAAAUCCCUAACCCUCUCACUCCCCGUCAAAUCCCUAACCCUCCCCCUCCCGUCGCUUCGCUCCGCCUCCCCUCACUCUGCCCUGCGUCCGGUCGCCGUUGCCGGCCAUUCCUGUCGAGGUAGUUCCUUCCCCGCUGGUGCUCAUGUCCGUGGCCAGCUCGUCCGUCUCUGCUAUCCGCCGUCGGGCAAUGGCGUUGCCGCUGGCUUGCUGCCCGACCUGCAAGGAGAAGGUGCGCAUGUACGUCUCCACAACAGAGAAGCACGACGGAUGGGUCUUCUACAAGUGCCAGAAGCAUGGGGUGACUUGUGAUUUGUGGCGGUGGGAGUUGGAGUAUGUCAAGUUCCUUGUUGACAAGCAUUAUCUCAGCGGCGAAGCGGCUGUUGAUGCUAUUGGUGUGGCUGAGGAACGCAGGGAGGAACUUCUUAAAGCACAAGAGCUGUUCUAUAUGAAUGGAUAUGUUAGCUCGGGUAAGAAGGUUUUGAAGAAUGACAGUGGCAAUCUGAUGAGCAGGCAGCAAGCUGCUGCACUGAUGAUGCUUGGAAAGAGCUGGUGAUGCUCAUUAAGAUGCUGGUUGUUGUUGUGGUUCUGCUAGGGGUUGCUGCACUGGUGUUGAUCAUGCUGAAGAAGUGAAGAUGCUUGUUGGCGUAGUGGUGUUUCUGCUAGUUCUUGCUGCUAGGUGAUGCUGCUAGUUCUUGCUGCUAGGUGAUGCUAGGUGUUGCUUUUGUUCCAUCCUGAUGCAAUGUAAUGGUGGUGGUGAACUCUGGUUUUAGCUGAUGUAAUGGAAUGUUAUGUGGCCGUCCUACCUUUUAUUUUAGCUUGAUGCAAUGGAAUGUUAAGUGCUAAUGUUCAUACUUUGUGUUGUUCUUGUUUCUGUCCAGAAUUAGGAAUGCUUGAUAUUUUUAA
Messenger RNA from Hordeum vulgare subsp. vulgare (domesticated barley), 2109 nucleotides. RefSeq lists its product as uncharacterized. Lineage: Eukaryota; Viridiplantae; Streptophyta; Magnoliopsida; Poales; Poaceae. The transcript is spliced from 2 exons. The coding region runs from base 1349 to 1759 and encodes 136 amino acids. The record is from RefSeq and is a predicted model, not a curated record.